This is a messenger RNA of Charadrius vociferus (killdeer), 1495 nucleotides long. RefSeq names its product family with sequence similarity 81, member A (gene FAM81A). The coding region runs from base 1 to 1149 and encodes 382 amino acids. The record is from RefSeq and is a predicted model, not a curated record. NCBI's taxonomy places the organism in Eukaryota, Metazoa, Chordata, Aves, Charadriiformes, Charadriidae. The transcript is spliced from 8 exons.
AUGGCCCAGCGAAGCCCAAUCUUCCCAACUCUUGCCCCUUCUGAAAGACGUGUUCGAAACAUAGCACUGCACAGCCAGGCGUUGACAGCGGUCCCGUUGGCAUCGGCAAGCCUGGUGGAUCAGCUGGAAGACAGAAUCCUAAGCCAUGAGAAAACAACGGCGGCUCUUGUGGAACACGCUUUUCGCAUUAAGGAGGACAUUGUUUCCACUCUGCACAGAAUGCAGAACAAAGGGGGGGGCGACCGGUUGGCUAGGCAACUCUUGGAAGAACAUAUCCGAAACAUAACGGCAAUAGUGAGGCAGCUUAAUCGGGACAUUGAGAUGCUGCAGGAACAGAUACGUGUCAGAGACAAUCUCAGCUACGGAACAAAUUCUACCCUGAAGAGUCUGGAAAUGCGGCAGCUUUCUGGCUUAGGAGAUCUUCGGGGAAGAGUUGCAAGGUGCGAUGCUGGGUUAGCCAGACUGUCCGCAGAGCAUAAAAUUACGUAUGAAAGACUUCAGAGCCUAAGUAAAGACCAGCACACCUCCAAGCUGAUCUUAGAAUCCAAAAUCAAAGAGGCAGAAAUACAGAUUUCUCAUCUUCUGAGCAGAGUAGAGCAAUCAAUAAUGCAACAAGAAGCGAAGCUGAAGAUUGCCUACAAAGAGAGUAACCAACAGCUCCAUCUUCUGGAUAUGAAAUUAAAAAAUGCUAUUGAGGAACUCAGCAGCCAGAUUUUGUCUGCACGUAGCUGGUUGGAACAGGAACAUGAAAGGAUUGAAAAAGAGCUUGUGCAAAAAAUUGACCAACUCUCAUUGACUUUUAAGGAAAACACUGAAAUGAGCGAAAGAGCUAUAGAGAUGAAAUUCAACCAAAUGGCAGAGAAAAUUGACAAAAUUGAAGAAAUACAGAAGAUAACCAUGGAAGCACAUGAAGCAAAACAGACUGAAGAAAAGAUAAAUAUUCGCAUUGGCAAACUUCAAAACGAGAUAAAUGAAGAUAUAAAAGAAAUGAAAGCUGAAGUUAAUGCUGGGUUUGCAGCUAUCUACGAGAGCAUUGGGUCUCUACGGCAAGUUCUAGAAGCAAAAAUGAAGCUGGACAGAGAUGAACUCCAGAAGCAGAUCCACCAAAUGAAGCAGGAAGUUCCAACAUGGGGAGAGGCUGGACCAUGACUGCAAGAUUUGGUCUGAGAGAGUAAUGAUUACCUGGCUAAAUAGGCAGACUAUAAUCUUGUUCCAGUCUGUAAUCCAAAUUAAAUGCAUGUACCAAAUGACAUGCUGCUGUUGCACAGGCCCAUAAGUUUGCUUGGAGCAGUAAAUGCAAGCUCUUCACAGACCAGCUGACAACAAGCUUUUACGGGCUGAAGUGCUGAUUUGCCACUGCACUACUCCAGUUGCUCUCAGGAGAUUAAGCACCGUGUAAAACUGGAGUAAUAUAUUGGUGAAGCUGGCACCUAAUUUGCUAAAGGCAUUCCAGUGCUCCCCAGUUUCACAGGCUUGAUCAGGCAGGUAUACACUU